CGGAUUCCACAUCUCCACCCCCAACCGUGAUACAAAAGGCGUUACACCAAACACUUUUCGCCCCUUCUUCAUCUCCUUCCCCAGUACAUUUAUUUGUGGACUCUCUCCAAACCCUAAGAGAGAGAAAGAGAAAGAGAAGGAGAAACCCCAGAGAGAGAGAGAGAGAGAGGGAGGUGGAGAUGGUGGCGAUCGCGGAUCUGUGGGAGACGCUGAAGCAGGCGAUCGUCGCCUACACGGGCCUCUCCCCGGCGGCGUUCUUCACGGCGGUGGCGGUCGCCGCGGCGCUCUACCACGUGGUGGCGGGGCUCUUCGCGGCGGCGGCGCCGCCGCCGCAGCAGAGGAAGAGGGACGCGGAGUUCGAGGCCGUGGAGCCCCUCCCGCCUCCCGUGCAGCUCGGGGAGGUCACGGAGGAGGAGCUCAGGGCCUUCGAUGGCUCCGAUUCCAAGAAGCCCCUCCUCAUGGCCAUCAAGGGCCAGAUCUACGACGUCUCGCAGAGCAGGAUGUUUUAUGGACCGGGCGGCCCGUAUGCACUAUUUGCUGGUAGAGACGCUAGUAGAGCACUGGCCAAGAUGUCCUUCGAACAAAAGGAUUUGACAGGCGAUAUCUCCGGCCUCGGACCCUUUGAGCUGGAGGCCUUGCAGGACUGGGAGUACAAAUUUAUGAGCAAAUAUGUGAAGGUCGGGACUAUUAAGAAAACCGUACCUGACACAGAAAACCACCAAGGAGAUUCCACAUCAGGAGAAAACGAAGGUGAGGUUAAUGAAGGUGAGGUUAACGAGGUUAUCGAUGAGGCCACCAAAGAUGAGGGCUCCAAAGAGUAAGUUCGCCGAUGGGCAUCACUAUUUAGACGGUCCGCGUUCCAUUUCUCCAAUUAUGCCUGAGACUCCCAUGCUAUUUAUUCCGUAAGUAGCUUUUAUUUGUACACAGAUAUUCAUAUAAGGUGUGUAAUGUCCGAAGAGACUUGUGCUCCCCUUAGUAGAUAACAGCUGCUGGAUUUUCCCUGUUAAGGGUAUAUGACAGUUCAUGCUGCUGUUAGGGUGAUAGAUUGUAAUAAGAAGUGCUUGGUGAUGUUUGAGGGUUGUUUUACUUUCAUCACUUAAGGCUGCUUUGCUUUUGCCUUUGCUUUUGUAACUGCGCUUGAAAGGAUAUCUACACGACUUGCUUGCGCAGAAUCGCAGCCAAAAUUGUUGGCCUUUCCCUUCUAUUGAUGCCGAUCUGUUUUGUUGCGUGGACAUUCAA
This is a messenger RNA of Ananas comosus (pineapple), 1239 nucleotides long. RefSeq names its product membrane steroid-binding protein 2-like. Lineage: Eukaryota; Viridiplantae; Streptophyta; Magnoliopsida; Poales; Bromeliaceae. The coding region runs from base 180 to 821 and encodes 213 amino acids. Gene Ontology annotation, cellular component: endomembrane system; membrane. The transcript is spliced from 2 exons. The record is from RefSeq and is a predicted model, not a curated record.